This is a messenger RNA of Nicrophorus vespilloides, 2458 nucleotides long. RefSeq names its product centrobin (gene Cnb). The transcript has 6 exons. Gene Ontology annotation, cellular component: centrosome; centriole. Gene Ontology annotation, biological process: centriole replication; centrosome separation; mitotic cytokinetic process. Bases 134 to 2365 code for a protein of 743 amino acids. The record is from RefSeq and is a predicted model, not a curated record. Lineage: Eukaryota; Metazoa; Arthropoda; Insecta; Coleoptera; Silphidae.
UGUAUGUUUGUAACGUCAUAGCCGUCAUAGCUUUGUUGUCAAACAAGUGUUGUUUACAUUUAUUAAAUCGAUUCGAGUUGAUUACCCUCUUCUAAUUACAAAUGGAUCAAAAGCAAUUACUGUUAUACCAGUUAUGAGUGAUACAGACACCGACGACUUACUCCUGCUACCACCUGAUUUGUAUGUAAAUGAACAGUUUGAUGAGGUUUAUGCCCCAGUUCCAUACUACUCAGUGGUUGAUGACCUAAUAACAAAAAUCCAUAGACUUGAAGACAGAGUGGGUACAAUGGAGUGCAAUGAAUUAGAUAGUGCCCGUAGAUACAACAGCACAGAUGACUUGCUCAGGCAGAACAGUAUUAUCAACAGUGCAUACAGUACACCACAGAAGCCAAGAACCAAGUAUGGUUUACCAGAGUUAUCAUUAUCUUCCCCAAGAAAAAUGCCUGGUGAUGUGAGAAAGUCCCCAAAAUCUAAAAUAAGAUUUGAAAAUGACCAGAGUUUGAAUUUGAAGGAAGUAGACCAGAUGUUGAGGCACAUACAAGCUCAGAAGAGUGAGAAUGAGUGCAGAAUCAGGGAAAAGGAGGAUGAGUAUUACAGCAGGAUGAAUGCAAAUAGGUGCAAUGAUUCUAAUAGAAGGACCACCUCAAGUGCUUACAGCUCCCAAAAUGAUGAUGAGGAAUUUGAGUGCAAAGUUUUAAAAUCAAUUGACCCUAAAAUUGAACAGAAUUUUAAAAGAUUGACUGUUAGCAAAUUACCUAGUGAUACAUUAGGAUCUGAAGGUACCAGUAGUGAUAACACACAAAUAACUGCAAAGUGGAAUCAGAAUUAUAUGAUUCCCAAAGAGCAGCAGAAGUUACUUAGCUUGAAAGAGCUGUGGGGUGAAAAUUCUGAGAAUAAGUAUCAGAUGUUCCAAGAGAAAUUAGAGGAAGAGAAGAUCAAGAGGCAACAUUGUGAACAGAUUAUACAUGAGUUGCAAUCAAGGGCUUUGGAGUUGCAAGAGAGAUUAGCUGUUGCAGUACAAGUGGACCAAGCCAAAGAUAAGGCCAUCAUCAAGUUCCAUGAGGCUUGGGAACAUAUUGCUGAAAGGAUGGAGAGUUUAAAUAGAGAGAAAGACUCACUUGAAAGUGAUCUGAAAGAACUUCAGUUGAAGAGCCUUCAAGAUCUUGAGGAGUGUGGUAAAAAAAUAAACCACUAUGAGAAAGAGGCUUCAAAAGCCUUACAUUUGGCGCAUGGAAAUCAAGAAAAAUUUGGUGACAUACUGCAGCAGAAUAAAGAAUUUGUUGAUCAAGUACAACAGCAAGAAGUAACAAUUCAAGAAUUGCAAAGCAAACAUGAAGAGGAAUGUUCUAAAAAUAAGUUAUUAGGUGAAAUAAUUACAAGGAAAGAACUAGAAUUAAAUGAGGCUAAUAAAGUGCUGACAGGCUCAAGGCAAGAAGUGGCGCACAGUAAGAAAGCUAUAGAAUUGUGCCAAAUUGAGUUCACUAACAUGAAGACCCAAUACACGCAAUUAGAGUUACUUUUGAAUGACAAAGAGAUGCAAAUCAAAGAUUUGGAAAAUCAAAAGAGGAACUUUGCUAGUGAUAAUGAGAAUUUGAAAAUGUUAAAGAUAAAGCAUGAAAACGAAUUGAGCAAAUUGAAGGAAUCUAAUGAGAAAUGUAAAUUCGAGCUGCGGAAUUUCUACCAGGAGCAGGUGGAAAUUGUAGUUCGCGACAAGUUGAAAGAAUUCCAAAGUCAAUUGGAUAAAGCCGAGAAUUCUUUAGAAGAUGAACUCAAGAAGCGUGAGUUGUCAAUAGCUCAAACUGCUGCGUUGCACAUCAAAGAAUUAUCUGAGAAACAUAAUUUAGAGGUGAAUUUGUUGAAGGAGAAGCAUCAAGAGGAAAUUAAUUUAUAUCGCGUGAAGGUUGAUCAAUGUCAGCAGCAUAUUGAACAAAUGAAUUUGAAAGUGAAGCUACAAGAUGAACGGAAAGCUAACAUUGCGAAACAACUUCAUCAAGUGAUGGAAGCCCAAUGGCGUGAAGCGUUGAAGAUCAUCAACAACUCUAAAACGCCGACGCAGGAUAAUACGGUUGAUCAGCUUCACCUGUUGCAGAGCAGAUCUCAUAGCAAUUUGGAUGAUGUACUUUCGGAGAAAGAGGAUAAUAUUCAAGAGUUGCGGUGUGUCAACGUUAACGAAUAUCAGGAUACUCCUGUGUCUAGUAAACUGUUCAGGAGUAAGAAGCAAAUCGGAAAUGAUUUACAAAAUUAUGUAGAAAUGCUUCUCAAUAAACAAAGUAAUGGAGAAAGUUCUGGUGAGGAUAAAGGUAAUAGAUACGAGAGCGACAGUAAAUAUCAGAGCAGAAGACAUUCGAAACCUCCAUGGAAAUGACAAUGACAGCGUUUUUAUUCUGGAACAAAUUGUGAAUAUCGUUUAUCAGAUGAAAACGUGUAUCGGUAAAGGAAACAAAAAUAAGUGAUAAUC